Messenger RNA from Lingula anatina, 3626 nucleotides. Its product is annotated as phosphatidylinositol 3-kinase catalytic subunit type 3. Gene Ontology annotation, biological process: autophagy of peroxisome; phosphatidylinositol-3-phosphate biosynthetic process; autophagosome assembly. The record is from RefSeq and is a predicted model, not a curated record. Gene Ontology annotation, cellular component: phosphatidylinositol 3-kinase complex, class III, type II; peroxisome; phosphatidylinositol 3-kinase complex, class III, type I. Gene Ontology annotation, molecular function: 1-phosphatidylinositol-3-kinase activity. NCBI's taxonomy places the organism in Eukaryota, Metazoa, Brachiopoda, Lingulata, Lingulida, Lingulidae.
CAUCUAACGGUGCCAGAAAGAUGGGGGAUCUUCCUGAAAGAUUUUGUUACGUAUAUAGCUGUGAUUUAGAUGUGAAUGUACAGCUUAAAAUUGGUACUCUUGAAGGGAAGCGUGACAGGCCUGGAUAUAAGCAGUUGGUAAAUGAUCCAUUGUUGAGGUUCUCUGGAGCCUGUAAGGACAGCUGCUCUGACCUGUAUGUCACCUGCCAGGUGUAUGCAGAUGGCAAACCUCUCACUCUGCCAGUGAGGACAGCAUACAAGGCAUUCAGUACCAGAUGGAAUUGGAAUGAAUGGUUAACACUGCCUGUGAAGUACAGUGACCUUCCUCGGAAUGCCUUGGCCUGUUUUACAAUAUGGGAUAUCUAUGGUCCCAGGAAUGCCAUUCCAGUAGGGGGAACCACAAUGCCAUUGUUUGGAAAACAUGGAACUUUCCGUCAGGGAAUGCAUGACUUAAAAGUAUGGCCAGACUUGGAAGCAGAUGGCCAUGUUGGUUCCACCACUCCAGGCAAGAUAGAUGGGUCAAAAGAUGAAAUGAGCAGACUGGCUAAGCUGAGCAUAAAGCACAAAGAUGGACACAUGCUGAAGGUGGACUGGCUAGACAGGCUGACCUUUAGGGAAAUAGAGAUGAUUAAUGAAAAGCAGAAAAGAGAUUCAAACUUCAUGUACCUCAUGGUAGAAUUCCCACUGAUUCAUUAUGAAGGAACAGAGUUUGCAGUUGUUUACUUUGAGAAGGGAGGGGAUGAAAUUCUUCCAGUGAGGACAAAUGCUGAUAUUGUCUCUGUGCCAGAUGCUGAAAUAUCACUAGAAAACUUAGUUGAAAGCAAACAUCAUAAGUUGGCUCGUAGUCUGAGGACAGAUAGGGACUUGAAACCUAAUGCAGGCAACAGGGAUCAACUGAAUACUAUACUUGGAUAUCCUCCGACUAAAACCUUGACAUCAGAGGAACAAGAUUUGUUGUGGAAGUUCAGAUUUUAUCUCUCAGAAAAGAAAAAAGCUUUGACCAAGUUCCUGAAGUGUGUGAAGUGGGACAUCCCCCAGGAGGUGAAACAAGCAUUGGAUCUGAUGCAGAAAUGGAGUCCUAUAGACCCAGAGGAUGCUCUGGAGCUUCUGUGCCCAGCAUUUACUUAUCCUGCAGUGAGGAAAUAUGCUGUUAGCAGACUGCAGCAGGCUGAUGAUGAGGAUCUUCUCCUCUACCUGCUGCAACUUGUUCAGGCCUUAAAGUAUGAGAAUUUUGAGGAGAUCAGAGCAGGCCAGGAAACUUCUCCAAGCAAUCGGCAGGUUUCUGGCUCAGUAUUGGGAGAAAGUGCAAUGUCCACUAAGACCUCUCACAUUCAAGGAGAUCACACAGGCGGUAGAACAUCAAGGAGUGCAAGCACUACCAGCAAUGCACCCAUCAUGUCCCCUGGAGAGUCUGGAUCCCCUGAUGAUAUCAUGGAGGCUAUCAAAGCUGCCUCAGUGGAUGAAAACAGACUGGAGGACCAAAUGGAUCUAGCUACAUUCCUCAUAUCAAGAGCAUCAAAGAACUUUAAAUUGGCUAAUUAUUUAUACUGGUACCUUGUGGUAGAGUGUGAUGACCAGGAUAACUCCGCCUCUAAAGAUGAAAAGAUAAAGAGCAUGUAUAUCACAGUUUUGAAGAGAUUUAGCCAGGCCUUGAUGAGGCUUGGCCCAGAAUACAGGCUAAUGAGGUCAAUGAUAGCAUCACAGAAAACCUUUCAAGAUAAAUUAGUCCAAUUAGUGAAAAUGGUAACCAGAGAAAGUGGGAGUAGAACAAAGAAGAUUGAAAAAUUGCAAGCAUUGUUAACAGACCAUGAAACUUUCAAGUUCAAUUUUGCUGGCUUUGAUCCUAUUCCUUUGCCUCUGGAUCCAGAAGUAAAGAUAAAAGCACUAUUACCAGACAAAGCAACAUUAUUUAAGAGCCAGCUAAUGCCCUGCAAACUUGCCUUUAAAACAGUGGAAGAAACUGAAUAUAUAGCCAUGUUUAAACUAGGCGACGACUUACGUCAGGAUCAGUUGGUAUUGCAGAUGAUAAGCCUAAUGGACAAACUUCUGAGACAGGAAAACUUAGACUUGAAGCUCACACCAUACAAAGUAUUGGCUACAAGCUGUAAAAAUGGUUUUGUUCAGAUUGUUGAAUCCACCAAUGUAGCAGUUGUUUUAUCAUCGGAAGGAAGCAUUCAGAACUUUCUUAGAAAGUAUUCCCCAUUUGAAACUGGACCAUAUGGAAUUCGCAAUGAGGUCAUGGAUAACUAUGUAAAAAGUUGUGCUGGCUACUGCGUCUUGACCUACUUGCUGGGUGUUGGAGACAGGCACUUGGACAAUCUACUGAUCACAAAAUCAGGCAAGAUGUUUCAUAUUGAUUUUGGCUAUAUACUUGGAAGGGAUCCUAAGCCAUUUCCACCUCCCAUGAAACUUAGUAAGGAAAUGGUAGAAGCAAUGGGAGGCACUAGCAGCAAACAGUUUGAAGAUUUCAGAACAUUAUGUUAUACAUCUUUUCUUCAUUUAAGAAGGUCAGCAAACUUGAUUCUUAAUCUUUUUUCACUGAUGAUCCAUGCCAAUGUCCCUGACAUAGCUCUGGAACCCGACAAGACUGUAAAAAAGGUGCAAGACAAAUUCAAACUGGAGCUGUCUGAUGAAGAAGCAGUUCGCCACUUACAGAAUGAAAUUGAUGUUAGUGUGUCUGCUUUCAUGGCUGGGAUUGUGGAGCAGUUUCAUAAAAUGGCACAGUAUUGGAGGAAGUGAUGCUUCAUUGAUUUUAAGAGAUGGAAGUUUUUAGGUGCCAUAUGUAAACAAAUAAAAGACACAAUGUGGAAACACAUUUAUAGACGGUGACAUUUUUGAAAGACGUGAAAAUUUGCAAUAAUGCAAAGUACAUUCUGCACGAAAAUUUCAUUGAUUUUAAUUGGUCAGGGUCUGGGAACUGGAAUAGGUCUGCAUUAUUUGAUUUUAUUUUAGAAGGGCGGGGAACAAUAUAUCUACACUUGAGAGAUGGAAAUUUAUGUCUGAUAGGGGACCAUGUUAUGUAAGGAAUUCAAUAUCAGUUGAUUAUUUUCAUAAAAAAAUUAAUUUAUUUCAAAAUAAUGGAGAUCAUUUACUUAAAUGAGAACAUUUAAAAAAUGAGCAAUAUCUUGAUUUGUUCAAACAAUGUGUUCUGUUAUGUGUCUUUACAAUUUACCGAGACAUAAUUUAAUGUAUGUAGUUUUCCAGAAUGUUAAGAAUACAUAUGAAAUUGAAAAAAAAAAUCUUAUUAACUAUAACUAAAUAUGUGUGAUAUUACAAACUUCCCAGUGAAUUUCAAUAAAAUGUUUGUGAUUGUCAACAAACGUCUUCUUUUAAUUAUAUUUAUGAAAAGGAAAAAUACCUCUUGAAUAUCACUUAAAGCUUCCUCUGUUUGCAGUUGUCUAUUCAAUACCCUAUUUUAAGGUUGUGUUGUAUGUAGUUUACUGCUCUCAUCAGCUGGCAGAUGACGUUCUUAUGCAGAAAUAAAAACCCAAUCCAAAAAUCCUAGCUGCAUAUAAUAGAAAUGUGCACAGCUAGUGAAUAGACAGAUAAUUAGAUGUAAAUAUCUAGUGAAAUAUUUAUCUUCGUGACCCUGGUAGAGGAUUACCCUCUACCAGGGCAACAGAUGGA